UUAAUAUUUAAACGGAAAUACAGUAAAUUGCUAUGUGAUACCAAUAGAAAGUGACGUUAUUUGUGUUUUAAAGCCGGUAUAUUAACCCAGAAAAUUAAGACACUUUCGUAGGUCGUGGAUAAUCUAAGAAAAAGCGGUCGAACGAAAACGUUUCUUACGAUCGCUGCUGAACGAUGAGAAAUAUAAUGAACUUCUAGAUAACAUCUACAAGAAAGUCAGAAAAGAUAAGGAACCUUUAGGUCAAUUCCGAUACCGGAGGGCCUGGUGAUGGACCCGUUGUCACCCACAGCGCUUGCAGUCCCCAACCACAUCAUGGACCGCAUUGGCAGUGGGCUAACUCUGCUCAGGGAGCACGGGAAGAAAGUUCAAAAGUAUCUGUUGAAAAACAGAAAGUUUGAAGUUCUGAAGAAAUCAUGGAAGUCCAUAGUCAACAUCGUGUUGGUAGAAGCCAAAGACUUGCCUGUUGGAAAUGAUACAUCUAAUGGUCUUUAUUGCAAAUUCAAAUUGGGUUCGGAAUCACACAAAUCGAAACAAGUAUACAAAUCUAAACCAGUAUGGCGCGAACGAUUCAACUUAUUCCUAUACGAUGAAAACACGCUGGAAGUCACUGUAUGGAAUAAGUUGAAGCAGAAAAACUUUAUCGGAAGAUGUGUCAUUGACCUGUCACAGUUGGAAAAGGAGAAAACCCACGAACUCUGGCAGGACUUAGAUUGUGGGUUUGGCUCUGUUCAUAUGCUGAUCACGUUGAGCUGUUCAGACAGAAACUUACCCUUGGACGGCAUCCCCACAUCAAACUGUAUUCGACAUGAGCUGCCAGCUGAAGAUCAAUUCCAAUGGUAUCGUUUUGACAACGGUUGGAGCGAAGUCGGUCAAUUGUCAUUAACACUUCAUGGCGCAAAAGGGUUAAGCGCCAUGAACUUAAGCGGGAAUGUCAACGCAUACUGUAUCAUCGAGUUGGAUAACGCAAGGGUACAGACAAAUACUAUUCGAGGGACUUCGGAUCCGGAAUGGGAUAAAAACUUUAUUUUUCCAAUAAAGGAUAUAACAUCUACAGUCGACAUAGCAGUACAUGAGGAGUCAUUCAUUCAGUCAAUGAAGGGUGAAACUUUGGGUAAAAUAUCAAUACCAUUGUUGAGAAUAAAUAAUAACGAGAAGAGAUGGUAUGCCCUCAAAAAUAGUUCCAAAAAGAGCAGUGCGAGAGGGAACUGUCCCAGGAUUCUAUUAGAGAUGUCCAUUGUAUGGAAUCCGAUUAAAGCUUCGAUGCAUCUAUUGAGACCGAAAGAAACGAAAUAUAUACAAAAACCGCCUAAGUUUGAUAUUCCACUUAUAUAUAGUAAUUUAAUAUUUAUUAAAAAUAUAUUCAAAGUAUUUCAAAUGGGAAAUGAUCAUUUCAAGAGAGUAUUCGAAUGGGAGAACCAAGAGUUAUCAGCAAUGGCGCUUGGGGGCUGGCUGAUUUUCUGGUAUUUCUUCAGAUUGUGGAUGACUCCGUUAAUACUCCUAUUACCGUUUAUACAUUACUGGCUCGUACGAAGAAAUACCCCAGUUGCUUUGUGCCAGACAGAUGACGAGGAUUCAGACGAGGAGACGGAAACACAAAAGGACGACAAAACAAUCAAAACGAGAAUAAGUGAAUUACAGGAUCUUACAAUAACUAUUAAGAAUGGUAUUGAUUAUAUCGUGUCGCUUUUGGAGAGGUUACACAAUUUGGUGAAUUUCAGUGUCCCGUAUAUAAGUUACUUAGUCAUGCUCGCGCUGGUCGGGGCCUCUAUAGCCUUCCUGCUGAUACCGGCAAAUUAUUUGUUCAUGGCUUUUGGUAUUUAUAAAUUUGGUCGAAAGUUUAUAAACCCACAUAGAGUGCCGAAUAAUGACAUUCUGGACUUCAUAUCGCGGGUGCCUGACAAUCAGAUGUUGAAACAAUGGCGAGAGCUGAAGGUUCCAGAAGCAGUGGAAGGUCGGUCAGACCCGGAAAAGAGGCGAUAGUACAAAAACGUGCAAACGUAUGCAUUUAUUUACGCUCAUUCCCAUCCUACUAACGUAGUGCCAUAGAGGAGAUGAACGUUCCAUAGACUGCUAAAUGGGUCAUUGAGAAUAUUUAUGAUAUAUUAAAAUAUUUGAAUGCUGUGAUAUAAGUUUCCUGUACCACUUAUAAUAUUACUAAGCAAUAAUAAAUAUUAUUAAGCUCAACAUUUUGAUAAUUACAAGAUGGUAAACUCCUUAUAUAUAUUUUUAUAAUUAUAUAAAUGUUAUUUAUGUGAUAAAGAAAGCAUUUUAUGGUGCUGUAUAUUAUCUGCUAUUUGCAUUCCGCGCCAUUUUGCUGUGACAUUGCGCGCUGUCAAGCUAUUGCUGACAUUUAAAAAAAACGUUCAUUACUAAUUACUGACGGCUGUCAUUUUGGAGAACCGAAAAGGUUUUGUUGUCGAUUUAUUUUGAUUAGUUAAUCAACAAAAUUAAAUUAAAUUGCCAUUUAUUAUUUAUAAAUGUAUCUAGAGUGUAGACAAGUUUUGCUCAAUUCCUUGUCAUUGUUACUUAAACAUUGUGAUCGUAGUUUAUUAAGUAUUUUUAAGUAAUUUUAAUAAAUACCUCAGACCUCCGCUGGCAACUUCGGGUAAUGUGGUUGAAUAAAUUAAUUUAAUAAAAAAAUGCUUAAAUGAUAUUUUUUAAUCUCUUAAUAAAUUAAGUUUAUUAACAUAAAUUAAUCAUUAAAUGAUUAAUAAAAGAAAUGAAAAGUGGUUUACAAUAUUUCUGAAAAUAUUAUAUUAUGUUGACGUUAAGGCAUCGGACAUGCUAUAUCGUUAUAGAGAGUUAUAUUUAUAUAGUUAUGUCGCAGCUUAAUAAGCCGUUUAAUUAACAACCUGGCCUUUUAACUAAACAGUGCCGUUUAACAAGCGGCCUGAAACUUAUUCAGCCACUUAUUUAAACUAGGCAAAUAUAACUUGGAUCGAUGAGAUUUCAUUACUUGCCUAGCCUGGUUACUGUUAAUUUAAAUUUAGUUCCACUUUCUGCAACUCUCAAACUCUUCAAACUGUCCAGCCAGUUUAUUAUUACAAACGCUACGGCUGAAUAUCUUUGAGGCCGCUAGUUAAACAGCUCCGUUUAGUUAAGAGGCUAGGCUGUUAAUUGAACAGAUUAUUAAGCUAGUUGGCUGCAACACAUAAAACAAACCAAGUUGGAUCCUAGACAAAUAUGCGUAGCGACAGUCGUGCCUUUCUGGUUUAUGGACUGGACCCUCUGGUUUGUCUUAAGUCUUCUGAUACAUAAAUAUUACAGUUUGUCAUUAUCGCUGUAUUAUCUCAUACGUUACCAUAUAAAUACAAAUAAUUAGCGGAGGUCGCAAAUGGUAUGCCUCAAAUUGAGGUGCUGACAGAUCUUGCCAGAUAUCUAGAAUUAUCCUCCUGCGGUUUUGGUAUGUGUAACUCCUUCCAAUCUUUCUGUAAUUAAAUGAUUAUAUUUGA
Messenger RNA from Pieris brassicae (large cabbage white), 3452 nucleotides. Its product is annotated as multiple C2 and transmembrane domain-containing protein-like. The transcript has 14 exons. Gene Ontology annotation, biological process: regulation of neurotransmitter secretion. NCBI's taxonomy places the organism in Eukaryota, Metazoa, Arthropoda, Insecta, Lepidoptera, Pieridae. The coding region runs from base 268 to 1980 and encodes 570 amino acids. Gene Ontology annotation, cellular component: synaptic vesicle membrane. The record is from RefSeq and is a predicted model, not a curated record. Gene Ontology annotation, molecular function: calcium ion binding.